Molecule: messenger RNA, 825 nt
Organism: Centruroides sculpturatus (bark scorpion)
Lineage: Eukaryota; Metazoa; Arthropoda; Arachnida; Scorpiones; Buthidae
Product: ankyrin repeat and SOCS box protein 17-like
Exons: 2
Coding region: 1-744 (247 amino acids)
Biological process (GO): intracellular signal transduction
Source: RefSeq, a predicted model, not a curated record
AUGGGUCAACACAAUUGUAAACGUUGUAAGAAAUCGCUCGUCUCCAAAAUUUUCUUUCGUCGUGAUCAUUUUAUACAUCAAGAAAUCAUCUCCGUGUUGAGUUUCGAGCAAGACGACGGCCAACAUCACGUAACCAUAUUAAAUUUACACGAUCGCUGGAAGAAACUCAAACACGGAAAGCAUUGCAGCGAAGUAUUAGAACGCCAUUCCCGGAUCUACCAACGUCGUCCUUGGCUUCCACCGUGGAUUUCGGCCGUGUUGAAAAGUAAGCCGACAUUACUUCAACUGUUACUUCAACACGGAUCCAUACUGGAAUCGGAUAAUGAUUUACCCGUUGAUAUCUGCAAAUACUAUUGGAAUCCUUCGCAUUAUUUUCGAAAUACCAUCUCAAUUUUGUGGUCGAACAAUAUAAAUUCUCUCCCUACAGAAUACAUCAGGAACGAUCUACAACUUCAGAGUUCGAUACUGAUUGUUAAACUGCUACUUCGAAUUAUUCCUCAGCUACAACGAAGAGAUAUGAAGUUACCGGAUAUGACGGAAAUCCGUUCUUUCGUCGACGAUUUGAGUGAACGAGGAAUUAUAUGGAAUUUGAGGCGAAGGUAUUUGCAACCGUCAGAACUUCGCCAUCUUUGUCGAUGCGUUAUCAGAAGACAUUUGAGGAAAAUGUGGAAACUUCCUCUAGGGAUUUUUGAGCUUCCACUCCCGAAUUUACUACAAAAAUAUCUGAAUCUGGAAGACGAUUAAUUCGCCAUUUAAAAUAUUGGAUGCGUUUUAUAAGUUAAUUGUGCGGAAAAAUUAAUCAAAAUCGUUGAAAUUUUACGACGU